ACUAAUGCAAACCAGGAUAUCACUGAACUGGAGAAUAAAGUGGCAGCUUUGAAAUGCCAGUUUGAGAAGACUUUGAAUGACUCUACUGCAAACCAGAAAUUCUUGGAAGAGAACUUGGUGACAACAAAACAUGACUUGCUUAAGGUUCAGGAUCAGCUAUCCACAGCUGAAAAGGAACUAGAGAAGAAAUUUCAGCAAACAGCUGCCUAUCGCAACAUGAAAGAGAUUCUCAUGAAGAAGAAUGAGCAGAUAAAGGAUCUACGUAAAAAGCUUUCCAAGUAA
Messenger RNA from Pelecanus crispus (Dalmatian pelican), 282 nucleotides. Lineage: Eukaryota; Metazoa; Chordata; Aves; Pelecaniformes; Pelecanidae. The record is from RefSeq and is a predicted model, not a curated record.